AUGGAGGGCAUUAUGGUCUACUGUAGCAAGUGCAAGGAGUAUGCACAGCAUUUAUAUUGCCUUGAACUGUCAAUAGAUGAGUUUCUUAGUCGUGGACGAAUUUGGUACUGUGAAGAAUGCCAAGGAUUGAAGCCAGCUACCACUUUUUACACUCAUGAUCUUGAUGAUUCUGAAUCUAUGGAGACCGGAGAAGUGCUGCAAAGCACUCCUCCUUCUGCCGGGACAAGUAGUACUACUCCUGAUGGUACCAACAAGUACUUGAAGGUCAACAAGACCAUGAAGCUGAAGAAGAAGAAUAAAUCUAGUCAAUAUGCAUCAGCAGAUGCAAGGGUGUUAGAGACGAUACUUGAAGGUAAUGAUGAGGCUAAGGAUGAGGGUGAGGGCAGCAAAAUCAAUUGUGAUGAUGGACAGGUGGCUGUUAAUGAUCAAGAAAAGCUUGUUCUUGAAAAAGAUCAAUUUGAUGCUUCCGAUGACACAUUGGAUAUGGAUGAAGAUGGUCAUUCUACUCAUGUUGUUGCGCAACCAGUUGCUGUUCCAACUUGGAAGGGAAGCCUUAUGAUAUUGAACAAUAUUGACAACCAGACAUUGAAAUUUGAAACUGUUAGUGGACUUGCUGCUCAUCUCUCAAGCAUAGCCUGCGAUAAAGUGUUGGAGGAGUCAAAAUUUCUAAACACACAGCUUGUCCUAGAUUUGGUUCAUAGGACUGAUGUCUGGCCAAAAGGUUACGACAUGUAUGAACCUAGUGAUGGAAGUAUUGCCCUUUAUUUUCUCCCUGACAGUGAAACAAAUGAGAAGACUUUCAACAACUUGAUGGUUCGCAUGAUGCAGGAGGAUCUCGCCAUGAAAGUUGAUGUCGAAAAGGCUGAGCUUUUGGUUUUCACUUCAAGCAUGUUACCCGAGAAGUAUCAAAGAGUUGAUUCGAAGAUGUAUCUAUGGGGAGUCUUCAAGGAAAAGUUCUAA
Argentina anserina (silverweed cinquefoil) is the source of this 960-nucleotide messenger RNA. RefSeq lists its product as uncharacterized. The transcript has a single exon. The record is from RefSeq and is a predicted model, not a curated record. The coding region runs from base 1 to 960 and encodes 319 amino acids. Lineage: Eukaryota; Viridiplantae; Streptophyta; Magnoliopsida; Rosales; Rosaceae.